UGUGAGGCAGCUGCCGCGACGUUAUAGUGGACCGUGGGGAGGUUGGGGGCCGAGAGCCGGCGGGCGAGCGAGCGAGGGGGGCAGGAGGGGCGGACGGCGCGGCGGCGGCUGGCGCUGGAGGAGCCUGAGAGGGAGUGCAGAAAGCAGGCACCCGCGCGCCCGCGGUGGCAGGAGCAGCCCGCAAGCCGCUCUCUCUCUGUAGGGCACCUGCAGUUGCAAUAUGACUUUGGAGGAAUUCUCGGCUGGAGAGCAGAAGACCGAAAGGAUGGAUAAGGUGGGGGAUGCCCUCGAGGAAGUGCUCAGCAAAGCCCUGAGUCAGCGCACCAUCACCGUCGGGGUGUACGAGGCUGCCAAGCUGCUCAACGUCCCUGUCCCUGCCCGCAGCGACCCCGAUAACGUGGUGCUGUGCCUGCUGGCGGCGGACGAGGACGACGACAGGGACGUGGCUCUGCAGAUCCACUUCACCCUGAUCCAGGCGUUCUGCUGCGAGAACGACAUCGACAUCCUGCGCGUCAGCAACCCUGGCCGGCUGGCCGAGCUCCUGCUGCUGGAGAGUGACGCGGGCCCCGCGUUGAGCGAGGGCGCCGAGCAGCCCCCGGACUUGCACUGCGUGCUGGUGACGGUAAGGGAGAAGGGGACUGCGGGCAGGACGCGGUUAGAGUCCUGGCAGGAAGUCCGCAACGGCUGAAAGUCGCCUGACUCCAGAUGUGGAAUGGAAUCCACAUUCAUCACAGUGGAAGGAUCCUGCCUUAAGUCAACUUAUUUGUUUUUGCCGGGAAAGCCGCUACAUGGAUCAGUGGGUGCCGGUGAUUAAUCUCCCUGAACGGUGAUGGCAUCUGAAUGAAAAUAACUGAACCAAAUUGCACUGAAGUUUUGAAAUACCUUUGUAGUUACUCAAGCAGUUACUCCCUACACUGAUGCAAGGAUUACAGAAACUGAUGUCAAGGGGCUGCGUGAGUUCAACUACAUGUUCUGGGAGCCCGGAGACAGAUGACUUUGCAGAUGGAAAGAGGUGAAGAUGAAGAAGGAAGCUGUGUGGAAACAGAAAUACAAGUCAAAAGGAACAAAAAUUACAAAGAACCACGCAGGAAGGAAAACAAAACUAUGUAUUAAUUUAGGAUGGUUGAGUUACAUUUAAAUAAACCAAAUAUGCUUUGUUAAAGUUUAAGUGCGCGGCAGUAGUUUGGGUAAUUUUGGUUUAUAUGCCCUCAAGUAAAAAAGAAAAAAGCAGAAAGGGUUAAUCAUAUUUUAAAACCAUAUUUUAUUGUAUUUUGAUGAGAUGUUAAAUUCUCAAAGUUUUAUUAUAAAUUGUACUAAGUUAUUUUAUGACAUGAAAGGUUAUUUAUGCUAUAAAUUUUUUGAAACACAAUACUUACAAUAAACUGGUAUGGAAUAAUUGCA
This is a messenger RNA of Balaenoptera acutorostrata (minke whale), 1401 nucleotides long. It is a transcript of the gene GADD45A, whose product is annotated as growth arrest and DNA damage inducible alpha. The transcript is spliced from 4 exons. Gene Ontology annotation, biological process: regulation of cell cycle. NCBI's taxonomy places the organism in Eukaryota, Metazoa, Chordata, Mammalia, Artiodactyla, Balaenopteridae. Gene Ontology annotation, cellular component: nucleus; cytoplasm. Bases 221 to 688 code for a protein of 155 amino acids. The record is from RefSeq and is a predicted model, not a curated record.